Callorhinus ursinus (northern fur seal) is the source of this 1932-nucleotide messenger RNA. It is a transcript of the gene ZCWPW2, whose product is annotated as zinc finger CW-type and PWWP domain containing 2. NCBI's taxonomy places the organism in Eukaryota, Metazoa, Chordata, Mammalia, Carnivora, Otariidae. Gene Ontology annotation, molecular function: zinc ion binding. The record is from RefSeq and is a predicted model, not a curated record. Gene Ontology annotation, cellular component: nucleus.
GCCGCCUUGGGGGUUGGGUCGUUGGGGUGUUUUUCUGCCUUUUUCCAGGGCGUCUUUUUCAUUCGGCGUCCGCUUGGGGGUCCCCGAGCGUCUGUGGUGCGUUUUGGGCCCCCUCAGUAGCGCUCUUCCGUGUUUAUAGCUCUGUCGCCUCGCUGUGGCCGGGAGCUUGGGAAACUAACGACGCAUUCGGGGUGGGCUGAAGGAAGCUGUUCAAGCCCCCCGCCUCCGUUUUCUGGGCGCUGCUGCGAAACGUGAGGCCAUCAAUUGAAACACAAGCUCGGCGAAUUACUCAAGAAAGACAGGCAAUCCAGGGUUUCUUCUAAGGCCAGAAGAAGAAAGGACCCACCCACUCUAAAGAAAUAGAAAAUUGGAGAAACUGGGAAAAAGCUUUAGCUUAUUUCUUUCCAGGGCUGAAUGAUACUCCAGUGUAUGAGGUAUGAAUAAUGUGAACAGUGCCCCAGUGAGCAUGGGAAUGCAGAUAUUUCUUUGAGAUUAAAUGCGUUUAUGGAAAAAGAACAACUGGAUGGUAAGACAAUAGUAGAAUAUUGUCACACUGCAAUGGAUUCCUCAGCAGAAAACAGUAUGUAUGUAAACAAAGUGUGGGUUCAGUGUGAGAAUGAAAGCUGUUUGAAAUGGAGAUCGUUGUCAAGUGAGGAUGCAGCCAAGGUUGAUCACAAUAAACCAUGGUACUGCUUCAUGAACACUGAUUCAAGAUACAAUAAGUGCUCUAUUUCUGAAGAAGACUUUCCUGAAGAGGCUGAGCUUCAUGAAAGUGGAUUUAAGAUUGUCUAUUCACAGCUCCCUCUUGGAAGCCUGGUUUUGGUAAAAUUACAGAAUUGGCCAAGUUGGCCGGGGAUACUUCGCCCAGAUCCUUUUAAAGGGAAAUACGUGAUCUACGACCUGGAUGGAAAUGUUGAACAAUAUCACAUAGAAUUCCUGGGUGAUCCCCAUUCAAGAUCAUGGAUUAAUGCAACAUUUGUUGGACAUUAUAGUAUCACAUUAAAGCCAGAAAAAUGUAAGAAAAAAAAGAAAUGGUAUAAAAGUGCACUACAAGAAGCCUACCUCCUCUAUGGAUAUUCUCAUGAGCAAAGACUGGAAAUGUGCCGCCUAUCCAAACAGGAUAAAUCCAAGGCAGAUGGCAAAGUUGCUGUGGUAGCCAAGAAAAGGAUGCAAGUUUCCAAAAACACUACUGAAAAGAAGAAGCCCAAAUUUAGAAGAAGGAAAAGGAAAGCUAUUUUUAAAUGCUCUUUUGAAAAUGUUUGUUCAGAUGAUGCCUUAUCAAAGGAAAACAUGGUUGUCUGUGAGACAGAGGUUAUGCUGAAAGAGCUGGAGCAAAUGCUGCAACAGGCGCUGGAGCCCGCCACGGCCCCUGAUGAGUCCGAAGAGGAGCGGGAAGAGGAGUUAUCUAAAUGCAACCCUGGAGUUCCAGCAGGCAGUCCAUUUGAAAACCACUAUGAAGAGGACUAUCUUGUAAUUGAUGGGAUAAAAUUAAAAGCUGGAGAAUGUAUUGAAAAUAUAACAAACAAAUUUAAAGAAAUAGAUGCUCUAAUGUCUGAAUUUUAGGGUAUUAUAAAUAUUUUCAAAAGUUAAUUAUAAGAACACUUACAUGUUUCUAUUUUCCCGAAGUCAAAAACUUGAAAAUAGGGAAAUAGGUAUAUGUUAUACCAAAGCUGAUAUUUAUAAUAACUUUCUAUUUUAUACUUUGAGAAUAGCCAUUGUUUUGAGAACCAAUCAAAUGGUACUUAAGUUAGUGUUAAAAAUUUAGGAUUUAAGAAGCCCUGAUAUUUGUAUUUGUAGCUUUUUUUCUUGUUUGCCUGAAUUUUAAAAUGGUUUAUAAACUUACUGCACAAACACAUGCUUUUUACAAUGAUUAUUUAGGCCCUUUAUUCAAAUGUGGCUAUUUAGAUGGCUCUCAAGGCUAUUAUAAUUCAU